Molecule: messenger RNA, 1267 nt
Organism: Amborella trichopoda
Lineage: Eukaryota; Viridiplantae; Streptophyta; Magnoliopsida; Amborellales; Amborellaceae
Biological process (GO): regulation of DNA-templated transcription; ethylene-activated signaling pathway
Molecular function (GO): DNA-binding transcription factor activity; DNA binding
Source: RefSeq, a predicted model, not a curated record
GAGGCCCCCUUUUGUAGCAUUCGAUUCUGGCGUUGCGAGUUGCGAGUUGCGAGCAACGGACGGUGCGAGAGAUGUCUAAGCGUACGACCCCACCCAGCCACCUAGGCGACCACCAAGCGCACCGCCAGGAACAAGAGGACGCCAUCAUGGUCCGGGCCUUCCAGCAAGUAAUCAGUGGCUGCGGCCCAGAUGAGCUGGAGCCCGCACCCUCUGAGACCUGCAGUUGGAGUUCCUCCUCACCAGUAGAACCCACUGCGGACCCAAGUCCACAAGCUUCGAGCUCAAGUAGGAGGAGGAAGUACAGGGGAGUGAGACAGAGGCCAUGGGGGAAAUGGGCAGCCGAGAUUCGAGACCCCCACAGAGCCAUAAGGGUAUGGUUGGGCACUUUCGAGACAGCAGAGGAGGCGGCCAGGGCUUACGAUGCAAAGGCUGUGGAGUACAGAGGAGCUCGUGCUAACCUCAAUUUCCCCGAUGACUCUCUACCUCUUUACCAGGCAGCAUCGCAUAUCCCCCGAUCUCCUGAGAAAUUCAAUUAUCAAUUCGAAAGCGAGCUUUACCAACCGCAUCAACCAAGUACUGAAUUACGGGAAGUAGGAAGCGCAUCAGGCCCCAUUUCUUCACAGGGCGAUGCACGAAUCAACGAGCAAGUAAAUGUGCAGUAUCAGCAAUCUUUGCAGACCAGCGAUUACCCCGUAUGGGACAUGGUGCCCAAUUCGAGUAGUUGCGAGCAUUACUAUAGUACCUAUGAGUCCUUCUCUACAGAGAGUGAAUUUUAUAACUCCCUUUCAGCGCCAUUGCCACAACAGAAUCAAACUGAAGGAUUACCAGUAUCGUUUGCUACAAUUCCUCUGGAUCAAGACUGGUUUUUUACUAACCCUUUGGAUGAGUUUCCUUUUGUUGCAACCACUUGGCCACCAGAUCACAUUCAGUGAUUGCGAAAACAUUGACCCUUUUAUCUCAAGUAAGCGAAGAACGAAAAGCCGAAGCAGCAAUCUGUUUGUGUUUUAGAAGUAGAGGGAAAAAAUUCGAGCAAGAACCCUAAGAAGGGUUAAUUUGUAUUUUAUAACUAAGAAAAUUAGAGCAAAAAAGAGAGAGAAAGUUAGAGCAAGAAGCAGAGAAGAAAUUCGUUUUUCCUUUUUGAAGUAGAGAGAGAAAAUUUGUUCAUUUGUUGGAGGAAAUCUGAGUUUAAAUAGGCUUCUGAAAAUUUCUGAAUUUGAUUUGAAUAGCAUAUGAAAUAAAUAAAUAAAUAAAUAAAUAAUUUAAUUUU